AUGGACUACCCUCUCCCCGCGCUCGUCGCCAUUCCUGCCCUCCUCCUGACCCUGCUGUACGGCCUCUAUACAUGGCUGCUGCCGAAGCCCAUCCCGGGCAUCGCCUACAACCCAGAGGCGACUCGUUCCCUGUUUGGCGACGCUGGCAGCAUGCUCCGCGAGGUGCGCGCAACGGGCGAGUUUCGCGUCUGGUGCGCCAAGCAGGUCCGCAAGCUCAACGCCCCCCUCUGUCAGGUCUUUAUCCGCCCCUUUGGCGCUCCCUGGAUCCUGCUCGCCGACUUCCGCGAGGCGCGCGACAUCCUGACGCGGCGGCGGGAGGAGUUUGACAAGUCCUCGUUCCUGUCCGACGGGAUGGCCUGCAUGGGCGCCUUUCACGGCAUCUACCCCACGGGGCCCAAGUUCCGGUCCAACCGCCAGCUCAUCCAGGAUCUAAUGACAACGGGCUUCUUACAUGGCCACGUUGCCCCCGCCGUGUAUCGCAAGGGGCUCGAGGCGUUGACGUUGUGGCGGAUGAAGAGCGAGCUGGCCGAGGGACGCGCGUUCAGCGUCAAGCGGGACUUUGAGUACGUCUCGUUGGACGUCAUGGUCGAGUUUGCCAUGGGGGACAACUGGCAGGUGACUGCGCUGGGCCCGCAGAUUGAGCUGCUGAAGGGACUCCAGAAAGCCGAGGAAGAGGGCGUCGAGGGGUCAUGUCUGUUUCCCGCCGUGCCGUUGGCCGAGUUCUUGAACUCGGUCUACGAGGCCCCCGAGGUCGUCGAGAAGACGAUCAAUGCCCUUAUGCCCCGACUCCAGACCUGGUGGUGGUCCAAACAGAGCUGGUAUCGUAGGAUCUUUGACGAGAAAGAACGCGUGCUCAAGGCCCAGGUGGUCAUCGCUGUGCGCAACUAUCACGCCGGCCACGUCCGGACCGGACUGGAGCACAUGGUGGCGCGCGAGGCGGCUCGAACGGAGAAGGAGGGUCGCCAGCCUGACUUUGACAGCAGCAUCAUCCGCGACGAGAUCUUCGGCGACAUGGUCGGAGGCCAUCACACCACCAGCGGCGCCAUGAUGUGGGUAGCCAAGUACCUGACCGACCGGCCAGAGAUCCAGAGUCGCCUGCGUGAGGUCCUCUACGCGACCUUUGCGACGGCCCGGGCCGAAGACCGGCUCUUCACGUGCGAGGAAAUCCGUCUGGCCCGGCUUCCCUAUCUCGAUGCUGUCAUCGAGGAGAUGUUGCGCAUCAAUGCUGUUCCCGUCACCCGCGAGGCCAUGUGCGACACCACCGUCCUGGGGGUGCCCAUCAAAAAGGGCACCCAGGUGUUCUUCAUGUCCAACGGGCCGGGCUUCCUCUCACCCUCCCUGACGGUGGACGAGGCCCAGCGCACUGAGACCUCGCGUACGGCCAAGCUUCACGCCACCUGGGACGAGAGUCGGGAUCUGGCCCAAUUCGAGCCUGAACGGUGGCUCGUCCGCAAGAAGGAGGGGUCCGGAUGGCUGGCGGAGGACGUGGAUUUCGACGGUGCGGCAGGACCGCAGUUGGUCUUUGGCCUCGGCCCUCGCAGUUGCUGGGGCCGACGCCUGGCCUAUCUCGAGAUGCGGAUAAUUAUUGCGAUGCUGGUGUGGAGCUUUCGCCUGCUGGCCACUCCGCCGGCGGUGUCGGGUUAUGCAGGGCUGGAGGGGAUUGCGCGUGUGCCGCAGCAGUGCUACCUGCGGCUGGAGAAGAUCUAG
Molecule: messenger RNA, 1707 nt
Organism: Penicillium subrubescens
Lineage: Eukaryota; Fungi; Ascomycota; Eurotiomycetes; Eurotiales; Aspergillaceae
Product: Cytochrome P450 monooxygenase TRI13
Exons: 2
Coding region: 1-1707 (568 amino acids)
Molecular function (GO): heme binding; iron ion binding; monooxygenase activity
Source: RefSeq, a predicted model, not a curated record